Messenger RNA from Macadamia integrifolia, 935 nucleotides. Its product is annotated as pseudo histidine-containing phosphotransfer protein 5-like. Gene Ontology annotation, molecular function: protein histidine kinase binding; histidine phosphotransfer kinase activity. The transcript is spliced from 7 exons. Gene Ontology annotation, cellular component: nucleus; cytoplasm. Bases 305 to 757 code for a protein of 150 amino acids. NCBI's taxonomy places the organism in Eukaryota, Viridiplantae, Streptophyta, Magnoliopsida, Proteales, Proteaceae. Gene Ontology annotation, biological process: cytokinin-activated signaling pathway; phosphorelay signal transduction system; phosphorylation. The record is from RefSeq and is a predicted model, not a curated record.
CAAAAAGGCAAAAACCCUAAAAGAUCUCCACUCUCGUAGUCAUUCUCUCCAAGCGGCAAAGCUAUCUCGGCUGAAAGCUUCAGCUACUCUUGACUCUCACUCUCGUUCAAGCUUCAAGAAUCUUGAUACAAGUAUCUUGAUUCUCAGUCUCUCACUCUCGUUCUCGUAGCUCAAAGCGGCAAAGCCACUCUUGUUCUGCUGCCUCGCGGUCUCACCUCAUGGCUCCGACGCCGGCUUCAGUGCUUCAACAACUAGUUUUCUUUUGCCUCAAUACUAUAUCAUUUCUGACAUUCGACCUAGGAGAAUGGGGCAUGAUCAUCUGAGACAUCAGGCAGCUCUCAUAAGACAGGCUCUCUUGGAUCAGGGUUACCUUGAUGAACACUUUACUCAGUUGGAAGAAUUGAACAUUAUUGACCCUGACUUUGUUGUUGAGGAUGUUGUUUCGAUGUAUUACAGAGAAUCUGCACAAUGGAUCACUAACAUUGAGGAGGCAUUAGAGGGAGGGCCCAUCGAUUUCGCAAAGCUGGAUGAUAACAUGACCCGGUUCAAGGGUAGUAGUUUAAGCAUUGGAGCAACAAAGGUGAAGAACAAGAGCAAAGAGUUCAUCAAAUGCUGUUAUGAAAGAAAUGAAGAAGGAUGCAAGAAAGCUUUGGAACAAGUGAAAAUAGAAUACGAAACUUUGAAAGAGAAGCUACAGGCUUAUUAUCAUCCUAUAAGACAAGCUGGACCUGCUGAGACUGCUUCUCGCCCCAAGUGAGAGAGGAACGUCUUAAUGGAGUUGAUGAUAUGGAGAUGAUAGAUGCAACAGUAAAUAAAGGCUCUAAUAUGGAAUGUUUUAGAGAACAUUUUUGUCUUCGGUGCUAAUCAUCUCAGUAUAUAUUGCUAAGUACUAGGUUUUUUACUCUGAUGAUGAUAUUUUAAUUGAGGUCCUAAAA